Molecule: messenger RNA, 2345 nt
Organism: Rhincodon typus (whale shark)
Lineage: Eukaryota; Metazoa; Chordata; Chondrichthyes; Orectolobiformes; Rhincodontidae
Gene: thoc5
Product: THO complex 5
Exons: 20
Coding region: 83-2179 (698 amino acids)
Biological process (GO): mRNA export from nucleus; positive regulation of DNA-templated transcription, elongation
Cellular component (GO): THO complex part of transcription export complex
Molecular function (GO): mRNA binding
Source: RefSeq, a predicted model, not a curated record
CAUUCCUUCCGCUCCACCCCCACUCCCUCCCGUGGAAAGAGUUUCCCGGUCACUGUCCGAUUGCUGGAGCUCGAAAGUUGUAAUGUCCGCUGAUUCGGCGAAGAAGCGAAAAACCAAAGUGAUUCGGAGUGAUGGCGGAACAGUGGAGAAGGAGAGCAGAAAGGCUCGGGGUGAUGGUGAACAGGAGAGUAAAGUUUAUAGUGAAGAGGCGGAAGUGGAGACACGAGACCCUGCUAAAGACUAUGAUAUGUACAAGAAAACCUGUGAGGAUCUCCAAAGGUUGAUGGCUGAGAUUCAUGAAUUAAAGAGUAAAGGAGGAAAAGAUGCUUCAGCAGAGAUCGAUGAACGGCGGAUCCAGAGCUGUAUUCAUUUCAUGACUCUAAAGAAGUUAAACCGUUUGGCUCAUAUCAGGUUAAAAAAGGGUCGAGAUCAAACUCAUGAGGCCAAACAGAAAGUCGAUGCUCUUCAUCUUCAACUUCAGAAUCUUCUCUAUGAGGUGAUGCAUCUUCAAAAGGAAAUCACCAAGUGCUUAGAGUUCAAAUCGAAACAUGAAGAGAUUGACUUGGUGGAUGUGGAGGAAUUCUAUAAAGAGGCCCCCUUAGACAUUAGCAAGCCUAACCUCACCAUGAGUGAUCCACAUCAGCAGACUCUGUCUCGCUUAGACUGGGAACUUGAACAGCGUAAAAGGUUGGCUGAAAAAUAUAAAGAAUCACUAGCAAACAAAGAGAAAAUUCGAAAAGACAUUGAAAUCAAAAAAGAAUAUUUAAACAGUCUUCAGCCAAGACUUAACACUAUUAUGCAGGCAUCUUUACCAGUCCAAGAAUAUCUUUCCAUGCCCUUUGACCAAGCUCAUAAACAAUAUGAAAUAGCUAGACACCUGCCUCCUCCGUUAUAUGUGCUGUACGUUCAGGCAAAUUCAUAUGGGCAAGCUUGUGCUCAGAUGAACAAGGCCUCCCAGCCCUAUGGGCGGGAUAAGAAUCUUACAGUAGCUAUUGAUGGGGAUGUUGAAGAAGCCAAGGCGCUUGCAAGACCGCCAGAGGACUCCCAAGAUGAUGAAAGUGACUCCGAUGCAGAGGAGGAGCAGACCACAACAAAACGUCGCCGUCCAACUCUUGGCCUGCAACUGGAUGAUAAACGCAGAGAAAUGUUAAAACGGCACCCUCUGUCCGUUACUUUAGACCUAAAAUACAAAGAUGGCAGUAUCCUUCACCUUUACUUCUACUAUUUGAUGAACCUCAAUAUAAUGACAGUCAAGACUAAAGUGACCACAGCUACUGAAAUGUCCAUAGCUAUCAGUGCAGGAGAUCUGUUGUCUCCAGCCUCAUUAUUGAGUUGUUUGUAUCCUGGAGACCAUGGCAAAAAGACUCCAAAUCCUGCAAAUUACUAUCAGUUCGAUAAAGUUGGAAUCUUAACUUUCAGUGACUACAUUGGAGAGCUAGGACAUCCCUAUGUUUGGGUUCAAAAACUUGGAGGACUGCAUUUUCCAAAGGAUCAGCCGCAGAAAUUUGUAAUGGCUGACAAUUCUGUAAGUGCCAGUCACAUGGAAACUACAAUAAAAUUGCUACGGAUGAGGUUGCAGUCCCGACUGGCUCUGCAGAAGCAGUUUGCUUCACUAGAACAUAGUAUUGUGCCGAUAUCCAGUGAAUGUCAGCAUCUUUUCCCAGUGAAGAUCAUAGCUAGAUUGAUCAAAUGGUGUGCCAUUUCGUAUGAAGAUUAUGUGGCUCUGCCUUUUACCAAGCAUGUCGUUGAAGCAGACAUGGCUCAAGAGACUGAUCUAUUCUUUUCAGCUUUGAUAGAACGAGGGACAGCUAAGCUCCAUGCAGCGAUAGUGUUGAAUCCUGGUUAUUCUACCAUCCCCCCUAUCUUCAGCCUUUGUUUAAAUUGGAAGGGCGAGAAAUCGAGUCGUAAUGAUGAUAAUCUAAAGGCGAUAGAGGGUGAGGUUAAUGUUUGCUUCAAGGAAUUGUUGGGUCCCAAACCAGGACAUCAGCUUCUGACAAAUCAGAUCCAGCGAUUAUGUAUGUGUCUGGACGUUUAUCUGGAAACGGAGACUCAUGAUAAUAGUGUGGAAGGACCAAAGGAAUUCCCACGAGAGAAGAUGUGUCUGCGCCUUGUUAGAGGUCCUAAUCGAAUCAAGCCUUUCAAAUACAAUCAUCCACAGGGAUUCUUCACACACCGGUGAAGCAGCAGUAAUUUGAUGGAGUUUCUACAUGCAGCUGUACCUGUUAACUGAUGGAUCCUCCACAGCAAUUUGAGUUUGAAUUUAAAUGUGGAAGAGGAAAACUACAAGCAUCAGUAUUACAGCUCUGGAGUUUCUGAUUUGGGUGAAUAAACUUAAAGGCACCACA